AUGGUUGGUAAAUAUAAAGGAUUUGUUACUCUUUUUGGCCAAAAUGUGAAACAUGAACUACUAUAUUUUCAUUGUAUUGUUCAUCAAGAAGCUUUAUGUGCUCAAACAUUUCCAGUUGAAAUUAACCAAGUCAUGGCACUAGUAGUGAAAAUUAUUAACAAAAUCAUAGCUUCAGCUCUGAACCAUAGACAGUUUCGUGCAUUACUUGAUGAAGUUAAUGCCCGAUACAAGGAUCUUCUAAUGUUCAAUAAUGUACGUUGGUUAUCGAGAGGGGCUGUUUUAAAGCGCUUUACAGAUUGUUUCGAACCCAUAAAAGAUUUUUUAACGAAUAAAGGCAUCAACUACCCCGAAUUGUGCGAUGAUAUGUGGCUACAAAAAUUGUAUUUUGCUGUAGAUUUGACUUCAUCUCUAAAUCACUUAAAUAAAAAGCUUCAAGGUAAGGGAAAUACAGCACAUACACUACUGGAAACUGUUCUUUCUUUCGAACAACAACUUCAGCUUUUUUCAGAAGAUAUUGAGAGCGGAAAUUUUGAUCAUUUUGAAUCUUUGAAAGAGUACACGGAAAGCUCAGAUUGUAUUAUUGAUUUGGAGUAUUUUAAAUUGGCCAUUCAAUCCAUGAAAAAUUCGUUUAAUAGACGUUUUGAAGAUUUUCGAAAAUAUAAAUCUACGUUGAAGUUCUUGACAUCACCACUCAUAGCGGAGACUGGACAAAUUAAUUUUCCAUCGUUUCCAUCAGUCGACAAAAGACUAUUUUCAUUGCAAUUAAUAGAACUAAAAACCAAAGAUCUUUGGUCUACAAAAUUUGAGAAUUUGAAAACGGAUAUUGAAAAUCUGGAAAGGGAAAAAGGAUUUUUAGCUGCGAACCAUAAAUGGACGGAACUCGCUAAAUAUCAAAAAGAAGAGCAAGUUAUAUUUGACGUAUGGAACAGUCUUCCUGAAAGUUUCAGCCAAUUAAAAAUGGUCGCUUUCGGAAUUUUGACCAUUUUUGAAUCUACUUACAUUUGUGAGCAAACAUUUUCAAAUAUGAACUUUAUUAAGAAUAAAUUAAGAAAUCAACUGAAUGAUAUCAGCCUUGAUGCUUGUUUGAAAAUGAAAACUACAGAUUACUUUCCAAAAUUGAAUAAGCUGUCUGGAGAAAUUCAGUGUCAAAAAUCCCACUAA
Aphis gossypii (cotton aphid) is the source of this 1161-nucleotide messenger RNA. Its product is annotated as general transcription factor II-I repeat domain-containing protein 2B-like. Bases 1 to 1161 code for a protein of 386 amino acids. Lineage: Eukaryota; Metazoa; Arthropoda; Insecta; Hemiptera; Aphididae. The record is from RefSeq and is a predicted model, not a curated record. The transcript has a single exon.